Molecule: messenger RNA, 1449 nt
Organism: Aegilops tauschii subsp. strangulata
Lineage: Eukaryota; Viridiplantae; Streptophyta; Magnoliopsida; Poales; Poaceae
Source: RefSeq, a predicted model, not a curated record
AUGGAAACGAGAUCGGGGCGUCGCCUCAGCUCGCCUCCGCCGCCGCAUGUAGCUUGCCACGGCCGUGGUCCACGAGAUGCCGACCUAAUCGGCGCCCUCCCCGAUGAUAUCCUCCUCCUGGUGCUGGUGCGCUUACGCUGCGUCCGCGCCGCCGCGCGCACUGGGCUCCUCUCGCGCCGGUGGCGCGGCCUCUGGACCUACCUCCCGGAUCUCACCUUCCGCGGCGUCCCGCCCGCCAAGGUCGAAUCGGCGCUCGCCAGUUUCGCUGCUUCGCCGGCGGUGUCCCUCCUCGACAUCUGCAUCCGGGUGGGACAUACAGCCGCCCAAGCCAACUCGUUGCUGCGCGCCGCCGCUAUAGUCUCUCCAGCGGAGCUAUUCUUCGACUUCCCGGGGUCUAGUAAGUUAGUUUUGAGCCACAUGGACCGCAUCGAGCUGCCCUGCUUCGACCGCACCAUAUCGAUCAAGCUGGAGACCUGGCUCUGCGUCAUGCCGCCGCCGGCCGGCGAGUUCACUGCGCUGGAGAGGCUGUCCCUCAAAGCCUGCAUCCUGGACCUUGGGACCUUUACGCCACAGUCAGCCGGCGAGUUCCCCGCGCUCAAGACGCUGGCCCUUGACGGCAACAUUGUCGACCUUGGCACCUUCCUGAACCGCUGCCCACGAUUGCGCAACAUCAGUAUCACCUUUCAUGGUGUUGAGCCCGACUCACACAAACCAGCGCUGGCCACACUCGAAGCUGUGGCGGCACACGGUGGUGUCUCGGUGUCCCUACUCGGCAUCCACCUCUGUAGUGCACAUGGUACCAAUGCCACCCUUCUCCGCGCCGCAGCGAGGCUCUCCCCGCAAGAGCUCGUCUUCACUCACCUAAUUGACACACUAUAUGACCAGAAGUAUAGAGAUGUCGACCUGCCCUGUUUUCCCAAUGCCGUCUCGAUCAAGAUUAAACUGUAUCAAAUCUGCUUCACACGGCUUCUUGGUGGCAAGUUCUCCAAGCUCGACAGUAUGAUCCUUAAAAAAUGCAUCAUCAACGACCUUAGCACCUUGGUUUCCCUCUGCCCAUGCCUUCGUGUGCUGAAGGUGAAGGCAGCUAUGUCCAAAUGUGAGAUCACGAUCCACUCAACAUCGCUGCAGGAGCUUCUCCUGGAUUACUAUACGGAAUGCCGUGGUGUUGACAUUGUGACUCCCAUGCUUAAGCAAUUGACAAUGGAUUUUGAGGCCGACAAAGACAUCAAUGUGUUCAUAUCGGCACCAAUGCUGGAGAAUGUCUCGUUGGAACGCUCUUAUACAGGUUUGCCCAUUGUGUUUGGUUUUUGGCACCUUCACUCUCUGAGCUUAGAUAGACAGAGGUUUGUCACAAACAACCAUGCCCUGUAUGUUUUCAUGUAUGCUUUGGUAUGUCUUUUGCCCUGCUCAAUUUACUUGAUUUACUGGCUAAAUUGGUUUUAUGUAUGA